AUGGGAGCGCCGGCGACAUCGCAGUGCGGCGUUCCCCAGAGCUGGCGGCGAUCCAAGCCGCGCAUCCUGCCAGCUCAUCGCCUCGCACACCGCAGCUCUGCGCCGCCAAUCGCAGAGGCCCCCUCAAAUCUCACGGGCAAGACAGCGUCUGCAUUCCGAGGAGGUGGCGAAGCGGGCGGAAGGGCGGCAGGGCGGGGCUGGGGGGGAGCGGAGCCGUGGUUGGCGGUGCAGCGGCGGUGGCUCACGAUAUUCUUGCUCGCGUGGCUAGCGGCGGGGCUGGCUCUGGCGGCGUGGACGGUGAGUCGCUCGCACGGCGCGCUGCAGGACGAGCGGCAGGCGGCGCUGCUGACGUGGUGCGGGGAGCGCGCGCGGUCGCUGGUGCACCAGUUCCGGUCGUCGAGCGACCACGCGAUGGUGUUCACGGGGCUCGUCGAGGUGUUCGGCGAGACGACGGACGGCAACCCGUGGGGCCACGGCAGCUGCAUCACGCGGGAGAGCUUCCAGGCGUAUGUGAAUGAAACGAGCUACGCGCGGCCGUGGGUGUCGUCCAUCACGUGGAUCGUGUUCGUGGACCACGCUGACAGGGCGGAUUUCGAGAGGCGGUUUGGCAUCCGGAUUCUGAGUCCCCUGACACGACAGGCGUCGCCGCCUCGGGACUGGUACGCGGUGUUCCUGUACGUGAGCAAGGGCGAGCGCACCAACAACAGCGACUGCUGCUACGACGCUCUGCAGUCCAGCCGCUUCAAAGAGGCCAUCAUGCACGGGCAGGCCACACACAACAUCUCCAUCACGCCCACCUACACCAUCUGGAACAACCACCCCGCUGUUGGGCUGGGCUUCCCAGUGCUGCAGAACACGAGCAGUGGCGAGGUGGUGAUGAGGGGCAUGAUAGGCGCGGCCAUCGACAUGCAGGACCUCAUCGACUUCCUUCUCAAGCACCUCCUCUCCGCCUCGGCGCCGUUCAAGCUACAGCUGUACGACACCAGCAACAGCACAGCGCCAGUGCUCAUGUACGACAGUGACGGGCUGCAGCGCCUGCCCACGCUGCAGGACAACGUCGUGGCGCCCGCCACGCCCGCCAUGCUGCAGCCCGAUAGGUUCAAACACGUUGAGCCCAUCGACCUGCGCGACCCCUCCCGCCAAUACGAGAUGUGGUGCCGGUACACGGAGGGGGACACGGUGGCGUGGGAGUGGAGCUCGCUGUCAUGGGGCGUGCUGCUGCUCGUGGUGUUCAUCCUCGUGUUCUACAUCCUGCUCACCAUGGGCCGCCAGAACGCCGCCAUGCGCCGCAACUACCGCCGCAUGGACGCACUCAAGGGGCGCGCCGAGGCAGCUGACCGUGCCAAGAGCAACUUCCUGGCCACCGUGUCGCAUGAGAUCCGCACGCCCAUGAACGGCGUCCUCGGCAUGCUGGAUUUCCUGCUGGAUUCGAAGCUGGACGCGCAGCAGCAGGAGCAUGCGCGCAUGGCGAGGGCGUGUGGGCAGACGCUGGUGUCGCUGCUGAACGACGUGCUGGACCUCGCCAAGGUGGAGGCGGACCGCCUUGAGCUCGAGCACCUGCCCUUCAACCUCCGCGCUGCUGUCGAUGACAUCCUUGACAUCUUCCGCACCAAGGCGCAGGACGUCGGACUCGAGUUGGCAGCGCUGGUGGACAGCAGUGUGCCGGAGGUGGUGGUGGGGGACCGCAUUCGCCUGCGCCAGGUGGUCGUCAACCUCAUCGGCAACAGCAUCAAGUUCACCCCGCGCGGCCACAUCUUCCUGCACGUCUCCGCCCCCUUCACCUCCUGCCCCGUGCCCUCCUCCCUCCCCUCGCCCCUCGCCCUCCGCUCACGAGUCGUCACGUCCCAAACUGCCUCCUCUCCGCACCGCACCCCCUCGCCGUGCAAGCAACCCUUGUCCCCGGGCACGCCUCCCUGGGGCGUGAACAGCAUAGAGGUGCAAGUGGCCUGCUCGCCCCUGCGCCGCCCCUCCAGCCCCCUCGCGGCCUCUCUGCUUGCCGCGGGGCGCAGCCUCUCGCGCACCUACCAGACGCUCUCAGGCCGCCCCUCCACGCUCUGCUGCACGCCUGGCGCCGCACACAGCAGCGCAGGCGCCCCUGGGUGCGGGCCCACAGUGUCGUGCGUGCCGGGGGAAGUGUUUGGCGGCUGCUUCCCCGCGCUGCUGCAGGGCGGGUACAGACGCGUGGAGGAGGGGUUGCCCGUGGAUAACAGGGAGGACCAUGGGGACGCGGGGCACAUGGGGGAACGGGAGGAACUGGUAGAAUCACAGGGAGAGGGGCAGAGCAAGGAGAGGAGUGAGGCAAUAACACUGCUGGUGACAUGUGAGGAUACAGGGCUGGGCAUUCCGGUGAGCGCGCAGGGCAAGAUAUUCCAGCCGUUCACACAGGCAGAGAGCAGCACAGCGCGCACGCACGGCGGCACGGGCAUCGGGCUGACGAUCUCGAAGCGCCUGGUGAAGCUGAUGGGCGGAGACAUGACACUCGUGAGCGAGCCCGGGGUGGGCACCACCUUCGUCUUCACCGUCACCCUCGCAACCAUGCCCCCGCGCCCCCCGCGCCCCCUGCCGCCGGGUGUGCCAGCGAGCCUGCGGUGGCUGGUAGAGGAGGACCCAGACAUGGCGCCCGUGGUGGCGGCGCUGGCAGGGCGCCGCGUGCUGCUCGUGGAUGGGCUGGCAGUGCGGCAGCGCGUGGCCGCCUCCGUGCUCACACGCCUGGGCGUCACUGUGCUGCCCGCCUCCGAUGCUGCCUGCGCCAUCGCCAUGGCCAUGGGGGGGUGCCAUGCAGGUGGUAUGGCAGGCGAUGGCAUGGCGGGUGAUGGUGUGAGUGACGGGGGAGAAGCAGCAGGGCGGGGCGUGGGGGAGGAGGGAGCAGUGCGGGCGUGGGAUGUGAUUCUGAUUGACAAGGACGCCUUUGGGCCGCGCUCAGGCUUCCACGUUGCCAGGGCUGUCAGGGACGCACAACGGGCAGGGACGGUGGCAGACAGGGGCGAAGGCAGCGCCGCAGGGGAGGAGGGGGGUGGUGCAUGCGAGGGGGUGCAGGGGAAGGGGGAGGGUGGUGGGGGCAGCAAAGCAGUGGCAACCAUGAUCUUGAUGGCGUGCAAGCUGGAGGCGGAGGACAAGACAGAGGCGGACGAGUGUGGGUUUGCAGAUAAGCUCCUGAAGCCGCUCAGAAAGUCCAUUCUGGCGGCCUGCCUCAUACAGGUGCUGGGCAUCAAGAUGGCGAGCAGCCAGUCAGGCAGCACGGAGAAGCACAAGCGUAGAAAGGCAAUGGAGGCACUCGUCGGAGGAAGGAAGAUUCUUGUGGUGGACGACAACGUGGUGAACCAGCGUGUGGCGGAGCGCAUGCUGCAGCGCUACGGGGUGCUCACACACGCCGUGCACAGUGGCACCGCUGCCCUCGCUGCCCUGGACGAGGCGGCAAGCAGCGGGCACCCCUUUGAUGCUGUCUUCAUGGACGUGCAGAUGCCCGGCAUGGACGGGUACGAGACAACACGUGCCAUCAGGCACAAGGAGAGGGAGAGCGGAGCAGCAGCCUUGCCCAUAUUUGCCAUGACUGCCGAUGUGAUCAGUGGCAGUCGCACGCGCUGUGAGGAGGCGGGCAUGGAUGGCUUCAUACCCAAGCCAAUAGACGAGGAGCAGCUGCAUGCCACGCUCUGGAACAGCUUUGGAAGACAAUAG
This is a messenger RNA of Closterium sp. Naga37s-1, 3675 nucleotides long. Lineage: Eukaryota; Viridiplantae; Streptophyta; Zygnematophyceae; Desmidiales; Closteriaceae. The record is from the annotation of a GenBank genome assembly.